Gymnogyps californianus (California condor) is the source of this 2442-nucleotide messenger RNA. RefSeq names its product fibrinogen-like protein 1. The record is from RefSeq and is a predicted model, not a curated record. The coding region runs from base 206 to 1219 and encodes 337 amino acids. The transcript has 8 exons. NCBI's taxonomy places the organism in Eukaryota, Metazoa, Chordata, Aves, Accipitriformes, Cathartidae.
AGGAGUGUCUUUUCUGUGCAACUGCCUAGUGCUGUGAAACUUUCUUCGUCUGCACCUUUGAUGUGGGCCAUCUGGAGAGGAAAAUCUCAUCAGCCUCUAGAAAUGCAGCCAGGUUUAUGAUCACUUUCUUUUGCAGUUGACUUUUAAGGGAGAUAAUCUUAUCAGGAGGAGGUCUGAAGGAAAGGCGAGUUACAGGUGAUAAGAAAUGAGUGUGAUGAUGCCCUCGUUGCUGCUGUUCCUUCUCCUGGUCAGCUUCGGCUCACCUGCACCCAGGUCUUCGGAAAAAGAUAUCUGCCUCCUAGACAACAGUAAAUUAAGACAAAGGUUAAAACAGCUUCAAGAUUUGCUUUACUUAUAUGAACUGCAACUGAAGGACAUCCUGGAGAACACUUACCAUAGAACAAAAAGUGGGCUGUUCUCAGGCAACAGGAGCGUGCAGCAUGAGGUGCUUUUACCCACAACCAGCGGAAAUUUGAUAGUCUAUGACCAAGAUUGCUCUGCGGUGUAUAAUCGGAAGAAGACCAAAAAUGGCUACUACCGGAUCCAGCCCAGAGCAGACCGAGAGCCUUUCCUGGCAUACUGUGACAUGUCUGACGGUGGGGGGUGGACUGUCAUUCAGCGGCGGAGUAACGGCAAGGAGAAUUUCAACAGGAAAUGGGAUGAUUACAAACAGGGAUUUGGGAAAUUCCAGGGCAAGAAUGAUGAAUAUUGGCUGGGCAACGACCACAUCUAUGACCUGCUCGCUAGAGGAGAGAGCUCAUUAAAGAUUGACCUGAUGGACUGGCAUGGGGAAAGACGUUAUGCAGUCUAUGAAAAUUUCCAGCUUGCAAAUGAGCAGGACAAUUACAGGUUAUGGUUUGGCACCUAUUCUGGUAACGCUGGCGACGCUCUGUCUGGUGGGAGCAAUUUUGAAGAUCAGUGGUCAGCCUCUCACAGAGGGAUGCAGUUCACCACAUCUGACAAGGAUCAUGAUCGAUUCCUGGCAGGCAACUGUGCAUCAGAGAACAAGGGCGGUUGGUGGUUUAACAGGUGCCAUGCCGUAAACCUCAAUGGACGAUACUACAGAACAGGAAGGUACAAUGGAUCCCAUGACAAUGGCAUGGUUUGGUCUACGUGGCAUGGGAUGUGGUACUCGCUAAAAUACUCGGCCAUGAAAAUCAGGGCUCCGUUCUUUGUUGACAGCGAGAGUGGAGAUGGUGAGAACAGUCAGGGGAGCUGAAACCUGCUGCUUUGGAAAAAGUACAGGCUGAAAAGAAUUGUGUAAUAGCCAGCUCUCUGCUGCUGCCCAUCGCCAAAUCUGCACUGUGAUAAGUGGAGUUGCACCUGUUUCUACUAGCUGAAGCUAAUGUCACGAGUUGUUUGAGCACAGGCAGCCAACAAUUUAAUGGAAAACAUAUGGAUCUCAGUCAUGGAAUAACCACAGUUUUCUUUUUCAGCGAUUUUCAGGACUUCAUUGGAGAGCGUUUAUGAAAAGCUCUCUGGACCUUGAAUGAUCAAGCAUGUUCUUUUAGCUAUCUGUACUCUUCAAGGGCUAAAUCCUUCUCAUCUUGAUUUUAACCGUCAGUGCUUCAGUUACAAGAAUGUAAGAAUAGAAACAACAAGGUGAUGGGGAAUUGGACUUCAUCUGAUGUGCCUUUGUUAGUGCUUUGUUCUGGAUUGGGAGAAUGUUUUUAAGCAACUCUCCCUAUGGUCCCCAAUUGCCACACUUCAGUUGCAGAGCGCUCCUGGAGUGUGUGAAACCAAACCAGUGGAUGGACGUGCUCCAAAUGUUAAUGUGCAUCCUGACUAAGGCUACUUCAAAGUAAAGCCCCACAACACGGACAGUGUGGACACUGGGUUUCACUGCCAACAGCUUCCCGCUGCAGAUCCACUUCUAUAGCACACUGCGACACAUUAUUGCAGACAAAGACAAUGCUGCCGCCGACGAGACUUAAGCCCCAGAUUAAAAUUAGGCAGAUUUUACUAAAUUUAAGAUGAGCACAGAUAUUCUUAGGAGUUCAUAAAAUGCAGUGAUGAUUCAUUUGUACGUUCUCGUGUCAUUUACCAGAUGACUUUGAGUUAGUGAAGGGGAAUCAGAAAGUGCAAAGUGAUUGAACCAUAAGGCACACUGCCUUCAUUGUCUCAUCGGAGUGAAACGAAAGAGCAACACAAAUGACUGAAAGAAAUGGAAUACUGAAAAUUUAUUUUCCACAAGUUGUUAAUAACAACAGUUAAAAAUGAACAGUGAUAUCACCUUGAUGCAGAUCAUUUAACUACCAUGUUGUAGAAUGAGCCUAUUUUUUUUCUGAAUUACAAUAAUUUUUUAAACUGGUAGUUCUUUGCCAUUUACUUGCUAUUAGAUCCAUACAUAUUGUAAUUUGUAUUAUAUAUCCAUAAAGGGUGAAAUAAAACCAUCUGAGUAGGACUUAGCACUUUGCAUCUGGUUUUCAACAGUAGGAAUCU